AUGACUGUGAUAUGGGGCUUGGACUUGCAUGAAAUGCAAUGGUCCAAAUUCAAGUCGUCGUACAUGUUCACCAGAGUAUACCAUUUGCGGCGAGUCAAGAUGAUUGUAUACCAACUCGCCAUGAUCCUCUGCGUUUGCUCCGAAUCAGUGGGCACAGCGGCCUUGUCAGACUACGUCGACCAGCAGAACUUCAUCGAGAAACAAAAUCAUCUGGCCGCCGAAUACAACGAUGAUUUUGUCGGGAUCGCUUCGUAUAACAUCUUUGUGGGAAUUGCUGUUGCUACCAUUUUUGGAGCUGCAUUCUUCUUUGAUCUGUUCUGGCCGGAACGCCACGAGAGUCCCUCGGUGCGCCUUUCUUGGAAGAUUUCCGCGAUUGUCGUUACUGUUAUGUGCUUUGCGGAUGCUAUUGCGCUGACGGUUAUCGUCGCGACCAGACACGCCUACAUCUCCGGCGUUGACGCAGACGAGGCAACCCGACUGCUAAACGCAUCAAUCAAGAACCCCAAUCUUUACUACCGACACAAUCCAAAAUGUCUUGCUUCUGUGAUCCUCCUUUGGCCCGGCCUGAUCGCCACAAUCGGCAGCUGCUAUCUAUUGAUUACUUCUCAAAACCACGACGACAAACAUGGACCCAUUUCUCGUCAUGGUCAAGACGAACAGGAGGCAGUGCGACGAGCCAAGACAGAGACUCAGCCGAAUGGAGAGAUCAAUGGUGAGAAGACCACCGUCUAA
Molecule: messenger RNA, 732 nt
Organism: Talaromyces amestolkiae
Lineage: Eukaryota; Fungi; Ascomycota; Eurotiomycetes; Eurotiales; Trichocomaceae
Exons: 4
Coding region: 1-732 (243 amino acids)
Source: RefSeq, a predicted model, not a curated record